Molecule: messenger RNA, 753 nt
Organism: Racocetra fulgida
Lineage: Eukaryota; Fungi; Glomeromycota; Glomeromycetes; Diversisporales; Gigasporaceae
Source: the annotation of a GenBank genome assembly
AUGGCAUCUGCAAGUUCAACAAAUUUUCGAGGGUUAACUUCUAAACCUUCUUCGAGACGUUCACAUAUAAGUUCGCAACUUUUUGAUCAACAAUUACAAAGACUAUGCCCAUCACCACAUUAUCAUCCAAAAAUAGAGGAUCCUAUAAGAGAAAUUGUUGAUGUUUUAUUAUCGAUAUUUUUGCAAGAACAACUUAAAUGUACAUCAAAUAAAAAGCUAAAAACUAUUCUUACAAUGUCUAUAGAAAAUUAUAGAGUAGAAACAAAUAAGAAAAAGGCAUUCUCAUUAUUUUUGGCAGCUGCAAAAAAAGGGUACUUAAUCGCUCAAGAAAUGGUAGGAGAUUGUUAUUUUUUUGGGAUAGGCACACAUGAAAAUGAAGAUCUAGCAUUUCUAUGGUAUAAUAAAUGCGCUGAACAAGGAAGUGGUUACGGAUACCAUGGACUUGGAAUUUGUUAUGAAUACGGAAAAGGCACCGAACUGUGUUUAUCCCUAGCAAUUGAAUAUUAUAGAAUGUCUGCAAUAAGAGGAAAUGUUUGGGGAAUGAUACAAUUAGCGAGAAGGUAUCAAGCUGGAAUUGGAACCCCUAAAAAUAUUGAUAAGGCUAUAUAUUGGUAUCAAAAAGCUCUUGAAAUCGGUUGUGAAAAAGCAAAGACCGAGUUAGAUAAUUUAAUGAAAUUGUCUGUAACUUUGCAUCAAAAGCAUGAUAGUGAAAGACAUUUGCAACCAACAAUCAUAGAACAAUUACUUCCUUAA